This is a messenger RNA of Amblyraja radiata (thorny skate), 989 nucleotides long. RefSeq names its product solute carrier family 43 member 3-like. The record is from RefSeq and is a predicted model, not a curated record. The coding region runs from base 1 to 933 and encodes 310 amino acids. The transcript is spliced from 6 exons. NCBI's taxonomy places the organism in Eukaryota, Metazoa, Chordata, Chondrichthyes, Rajiformes, Rajidae.
AUGGGCACAGUGAAAUUCAAGAGAGAAUGGUAUCCAGAAGGGCGAAGGGAAGAGACGGAACAAAGGAGUGAGGGGGCGGUGGAGAUUGAGGGUACAUCAGGAGAUGGAUGUGAACAGCCGCCUGCCGCAGAUAAUUUCCAGCUCAACGGGCCAGAAGGUCCACAUAUCAACGGGAACGUGGAGGAAGUCCCCUCUUUCCGGAGCUGCCUUAUCUCUCGCACAUUCCUCGCCAGCCUGCUCUGGACCUCGAUCCUUCAGCUGCGAUCGUCCAUUUUCAUCGGCACUCUGAACCCUCUGCUCAACCUCAUGACGAACGCUGAUCCCGAACAAGUCAGCAGGUUUACAAACGCCUUUGCGUUCACGCAACUGUUUGCUGUUCUGUGCGCUCCUUGGAACGGACUAAUACUGGACAGGCACAAAUUGAUGGGACGGGGUUUGAAUGCAGCCUCAGGCUCGGUAGCUUCACAGAGACUGGCCGACAUGCAGGCGAUGGUCCUCUCUCUCGCCCUCACCGUCAUCCUCUCGGCCUUGUUCUCUCUCGCCGCCGCCAUCCCGGUGCCGGAGGUUCAAUACCUGACGUUCGUUCUGUUCAUGAUGAUGCGAUCCUUCCUGUACGGGGGGCUCGCCGCGUUCAUCACCAUUACGUUCCCUCCAUGCCACUUUGGAAAACUCUACGGGACAACACGGGCGGUGGCGGCCAUCGUUUCCCUGCUCCAAUAUCCUCUCUUCAUCAUCAUUAAUGGUCCCUUGCAGGACGAUCCAUUGUACAUGAACAUCGCACUUAUCGUUCUGGUAUCCUUGGCCUUUGUCCACCCAAUCAACGUCUACAUCUACUGCCAGCGGGCCAAGCAGCAGAUGGGAGUGUCAAACCGAGGAGUGAGCGAGAGAGAAAGAGAGAGAUUGAGGAAGGUCAAGAAGGAGAUAAUGUUAUAAAAUAGGCUUCUAAAAUGAUGAAGGAGACUUUCAACAUCGAGCACUAUGAAAAUCAU